Guyanagaster necrorhizus is the source of this 3228-nucleotide messenger RNA. RefSeq lists its product as uncharacterized. Gene Ontology annotation, cellular component: RSF complex. Gene Ontology annotation, biological process: regulation of DNA-templated transcription. The record is from RefSeq and is a predicted model, not a curated record. NCBI's taxonomy places the organism in Eukaryota, Fungi, Basidiomycota, Agaricomycetes, Agaricales, Physalacriaceae. The transcript has 9 exons. Bases 204 to 3071 code for a protein of 955 amino acids.
GUUCUGUUCUACGUCGUUGACAUCGUUCCAUCCAGCGACCACGACCUUUUAUCUAUUUAUCGCACGGAUUACAGACCGACGAGGUGACAUACUCGUGCCUCAGCGCGUGCCCGACGAUUUUCCGGGUUCAAUUUGGGUCUAGUGACGAAGCCGGCCAGGCCUGAUUCGCUAUUCAUAUAAAAGGACACCAUCGCUCCGCCAAGAUGCCCCGCCGCGCUUCCACCCGCACCACCACUACCUACGUCGAGCAGCCAACAUAUCAGCCUUCUGCUGCCCCCUACCCUGCCCCGACGUUACCCUCUGAGCUCGUCGUGCUCCGGACGAACUGGAAAUGGGCCGCGUUAAGUCAGUUUUUCUUCACCUUUUCCCAGUUGAUGUCUAUGGACGACCUAUCGUUGAAUGACAUCGAAGAAGAUCUAGUACAGGGAAGCAACAUAUAUCUGCCCCGCGUCAUGCAGAGAUUGUUGUAUACGCUUUCGUACGAUCGCAAAAUAACGUCGAACAACUGGCAGACAGCUCUGCGAAAACAAUAUUACAAACGCGACCCGGCCGCGAACCCGAUAGGACCUGAACCGUUCCCUAGCGCGUCAAUGUCUCACACUCGGACAACUUCACUCGCCACACCGGAUUCCCAAUCUCGUGCAAAGACUGAGGACUCUGAGGUGGCCGACAAAGUCAAGAAUGAGACGCCAGCUAUGUCUGUUCCGCCUGAAGAAAUCAAAUCUGAUGUUGGACAAAACGAGGAGACUAUAAAAUCUGAGACUCCUGCUGCAGAAGAGCCUCCACAGGAGGAGGGAGAGGAGCCAGAAGAGUCCAAGGACUGGCUCGAGUUGUCCAUGCUUGAGAAACUCGAUUCCAUGCAUCUCUUGAUGGAAUGGCAAUUCCAAAACGCGACCCGACUACGAACCCUUAUGAAAUCGGAUGACGACUUGGCAACCUGGCGGAUCGAACCCAUUGGGUACGACUCCAAGAGGAAUGCCUAUUGGCUGGUGGGUGCCGACCGAUUAUGGAUACAACGAGAGCCUCCGAGACCCCCGCGGUCUUCGAAGAGCCUUAAACGCAAGAGACCGGAACCCAAGGUCAAGAACAGGAAGGGGAAAGCCAGCCUUGCGAAACGUGCACGCAUAGAGCCGCCUCCUAAAAGAGGCAAGGCAAAAGCCAAAGCCAAAGAAGACUCUUCCCCCGUUGGUCGUCGCAGUCGCGCUGCCAAAGCCCAGGCGAACAUCAAGCUUGACGCGCAGGCCAGGGAGUUGGCAGAACUCAACCGACAGGCCGCCGCUUUUAGUCGGAGCGAUAGUGGUUUGAGAACGUCAAGUCGACGACAACUUGCAUCUACACCCAAAUACACUCCAAGGGGGACACGAAACAGUGCACGGCUAAGGGGGACUCAGAAUGACGAUGAGUGGCAGGCAGUUCCAGAGGAGUGGUUGAAUGAAAGCGUUAAUGGUAACAGGAACACAAGAAGCAAAAAUUCGAAGUCCAAGACGGGUUUAGAGAGCGAAGGGAGCUCUAUAAGUGAUUUGACAGAUUUGAGCGACGAAGAAAGUGAGGAGAAGGCGAAAGGCGAUGACGAUGACGAUGACGACGAUGACGAGGAAAAGGAGGAGGAGGAGGAGGAGGAGGAGGAGGAGGAGGAACAAGAUCAAGGUGAGGCAGAUGAGGAGGGAGAUGAGGAAGGGGACCCUCCGGAACCUGUAAUUGAGCAACUGGAGGAACAAUACCAGGUACCUACAGACUUUAUUGAAUGGGAGACCAUAUGCGUUACAUUGUACGAAUGGGAGCACACAGCGGAGCGCUGGCAGAAUGCUACUCAUUACGCGGAGAAAGCACUGUACAAGGUCUUGACAACCUCCAUUGUUCCAGUUAUCACUGAGGAGCUUCGAGAAGUCGCUCGUAAGAAAAAGAUCGAGGAAGCUGUUGUACAUCGCAAACGCUCAUCUCGCAUAGCUAUCAAGGAAUCUGUGCGAGAGGAAGCUCGUCAGGCAAUUGCAAGGAAAGCCGAGGAGGAAGAAAAGAUGAGUCGUGCCAGGCGUGCAGAGGCCAGGCAGCAGAAGGAAGAAGAAGCCCGUCAGAAACGGGAGAAUGCUCGCGAGCAACGAAGAAACGAACGAGAAGCCCGGGAAGCGCAAGAAGCCAAAGAUGAAGGCGAGAGCGCCGGUAUGCCGGUCGACGUCGUUGGUAAUGGGGCUGCCGUCGACCGACAAGCGAAUGGCACAUCCGGGCACCGUACUUCGAACGGUGUCGCCAGUGGAUCUCGCACUCCGGCUGGCGAGGACUGGGAGUUGGAUUGCGAGAUAUGCCUUCGCCGGGGCGUAAAUCUCGAUGAUGGAGUUCCUAUGAUGUGCUGUGGAUCAUGUUCCAAAUGGCAGCAUAUAUCUUGUCAUGAUCAAGCUGACUUUCGAUCUGGUCGUCCAAGAAGGAACUGGGAGCAAGUGGAAUUUAUCUGCCGAAACUGUUCACAGACAAAACGACAGUCGCACUAUUCCAAUGCGCAUCCACCUCCUGCAGCAGGGCGCGAUCAGUACCUUGCGCUGCGUGCUCCUGGAUCCGUCGCGUCGACGAGCAACUCUUAUGGGAAUUACAAUGCUCCAGCGUAUCCUGGAUACAAUCCCUACUCUCAACCUACGAAAAACUACAACCACCAGCAGAUGUCUGAUGUACGUUCACAUGCCGCACAAACUCAAUCAUCGUAUCCGCUUCAAACGAAGGCCAUAUCCUUCACCCAUUACCAACCCCAACAACGCGGCUUCUCUCAAACACAUUCUUCUUAUAACGCGGCACCCUAUGUACAGCCGUAUGGACAAGCAGCUUCUGUCGGACAAUACGGACAAUACACGGAGUCAAUAACUAAUGGAUCAAAUGGCUACGCGUAUCCACGUUCUGCACCAAGUGCUAGAUGGAGCGUUACGACUCCAGCACAACAAUCUCCGGGAUAUGGCACAGCUUCCUAUCCCACUACAGAAAGGACCUCAGCCAGUGGGCGUCAGUAUCCGGACACUCAAAAAUGGCAGCAUCAGCCUACACAAAAGAUGACGGACGCAUACAGCACUGGCUACCACCCGAACACUUAAAUUGACUUAUUGGUUUCGAGAUAAUUAGACGGCACCUUGCAUGUUUAUUGGAUCUUUUAUACUGUGUGUCCGGAUAGAAAGGUGUUUUUUUUUGUUUAUUCUGUAUGUGUGUACAUGUCCGAGAUGUAAUAGUGAUACAACUAGUAAUACACAGUGC